AAGGCUGAAUUUUAGUGCUGCGUCUGACAACAAGCGAUUGUCCUAUGUGUACAGAGUCAAAGGAGACCAAUCUUGUCAAUGAGUGUUACUUGCGUUUUGUUUCCCAAAAGAGGGUUCGUCUAUGAGCCUUUUUGGCCUUGUUGACUCAACUAGAUCCCGUCAGUUGUCACAUUCGAAACAGUUUCUGCAUCGACAACAACAAGUCGAUUUCAUAUAUUUUGGAGUCUAUAUUCAUUUCCAUCUCACAUAUCUCCAAAUUUCUACUCACUCGGGCUGUCUAAACCUCUUGAGCUUUCAUUCUUAGUUUCCACUCAAUAUGCCGGAGCGCGGAGAGGACGUUCUGUGCUACCAUUGUAACAAUGUGUUUCCCAAAGAUGAGUUUGGCCUGAUGUGCCCAAGAUGUGGCUCUGACUUUACCGAGAUUAUUGAAGGCAGUGCCGAGGAACAACAUCAGAUUGGAGAUCAUAACUCUCAUCCUUCAAGCACGCCUCUUGCUCCCUCAUUAUCACCACACGAGCACCAACCUCAAUCUCCUCAAUCUCUACGAUCAGCGCGAUAUGAUGCGGAAAAUCCAUUCUUCAACCACAAUCCAUGGUCUGAAACUAACGACGACGAACCACAAAGAUUUGGAAGCCCUCCUAGAGUUAGUCGUCAUUCCUACCGUUCGCCAGAUGGCCGAAUCACAUUUACUAGCACAACUUUCACUACCGGUAUGGGUGGGCGUCACCGAAUUCCGCCGUCUCCUGAUAUGUAUGGCGGCGAGCCGCUUUUACGGACAUUUGGCACCAUUUUCCAAGAAUUAGCAGGCGCCUACAAUACACAAAACCGCAAUGGUCCACCUCCAGACCGAGAAGAACCAUGGGAAACUCCUGGCGCAAGUCGAGGUGCGAAUUUUCAUGGCGGAUCAUCGCCGAGGAAUACAGACAGCCCACAACCCCCACCAUUGCCACUAGGUAGUUUGAACGACAUAUUUGACUUAUUACGAACGGAUGCAGCUGGAUAUGGAUUUGAUCGGCCCGGUGGUGGAAUACAUAUAAUGGGGACCACGGGGAUGGGCCCGUUGCAUCCUUUAUCCUUACUUGCUACCAUACUCGGUGGUGGGCGCAUUGGAGAUGCCGUGUAUUCGCAAGAAGAGCUUGAUCGCGUUAUAUCACAGCUUGUGGAUCAAAAUAUGAAUCAAGGAGCACCGCCAGCCGCCGAAAGUGCGAUUCGUUCCCUACCAAAAAGAACCGUUGAUAAGGAGAUGUUAGGAGCAGAAGGAAUGGCGGAAUGUUCUAUAUGCAUGGAUGCAGUUGAUCUUGGUAGCGAAGUCACAGAACUUCCUUGCAAGCACUGGUUUCACGGAGAUUGCAUUGAAAUGUGGUUGAAACAGCAUAAUACCUGUCCGCACUGUCGCAGGCCUAUCGACCAAGGGUAAGUCGUGAUCUUCGCAGUUUAUGAGGCGCUGGGCGUCUACUAACAAUGCUUCAUUAGUGAGAGUGCCCCUGGAACCAUGAAUAAUCCUGUAGUCAUUCCAAGCAGUCCCCCGCAAUCUCCUCGACGACGCCGAUCUUCUGCAUUUGGUUAUGACACAAAUCGCGACCACAAUGGCAGUCCUUACCGUACUCGCCGCCAUCGGACCAGCAGUGGUUCCUCGUUCAACAAUAAUCAUCGUUCCCCACCGCAUCAAGCGGCGUCAGCUCCUCCAGAAGAAAGGCGAGAACAAUCCAACCGGGACGAGCCCGAACCCCAACCUCAGUCCAGUGGCGGAGGAGUUACAGGGUGGCUGAGAAGUCAUUUUGGCGGCAGCUGAAUAUUACAGAUGUGUAGUGAAGCUAUUUGCCAACUUGUACAGUGGCUCUCACUUUUCUUCUUUGGAAAUGGCGUGUUUAUAACAAAUACCAUUUUUAUUUUCUGCAUAGAAAGGCCAGGACAAUGGGACGAAUUUCUUAGUUACAAUGCAUUGCUAUUGAUUCAUUUCCUAUGACGCCUUCAUGUGAUUACAUUUUUGCAAUGCA
This is a messenger RNA of Talaromyces stipitatus ATCC 10500, 1997 nucleotides long. Its product is annotated as RING finger domain protein, putative. The coding region runs from base 317 to 1417 and encodes 366 amino acids. Lineage: Eukaryota; Fungi; Ascomycota; Eurotiomycetes; Eurotiales; Trichocomaceae. The transcript is spliced from 3 exons. The record is from RefSeq and is a predicted model, not a curated record.